AUGGGACGCUAUCAAUGGUCUCUUUGGACGCUCUGUGGAUUCGGUUGGCUUGCUGAUCAAAUGCUCUUGCAGAUGCUUGCUCUGAUUCAGACUCAAGCACAAGCCGACCUUGGAUACAGCACAACCAAGGCUGGUGGUAUCACAUCGUGCUAUUUUGCUGGUCUUGCAAUCGGCGCGAGUUUCUGGGGUAUCAUGUCUGAUGUAUGGGGUCGUAAGCCAGCCUUCUUGUGCACACUAUCUACUGCUGGCCUCUUUGCAAUCUUCCUUGGUGCGCAGGCCAACUACGCUGGACUUUGUGCAAUGGCUGCAUUGAUGGGCACAGGUACCGGUGGCAAUUUGCCUCUUGACGGGGCCAUCUUUCUCGAAGCAUCGCCAGGUAAUGUUCAACGCAUGCUGAUGCUUCUUUCCGUCUUUUGGAGCAUUGGUCAAUUGAUUGCAAGUUUGGUUGCUUGGGGCUUCAUUGGGUAUCCAGUGGACCAGUCCUGGCGCUACACUUGCUACACCCUUGGCUGCAUCGUUAUUUUCAUGUUCAUCUGUCGCUUCCUCUUCCCCUUUGAGGAGAGCCCUAAGAACUUGUUGGCAAAUGGUAAGCCCACACAAGCUAUUGCCAAUCUCAACAAGAUUGCAAAGCUCAAUAAAAGACCUGAGCGUAUUGAGAUUGGAGACUUGAACUUGACGGAGAACAGUCUGGGUUCAAAAUCCUUCUCAGGUACCGACGUCACGACAAUGGACAUUUUGCGUGCAAAUUUCAGGGACUUUGACUUUCAGCGAGUCAAAUCACUCUUUGCCACGAAAAAGAUGGCAGCGACGACUAUCAUCGUUUGGCUGCUUUGGAUCUUCAUUCAAGUGGGCUACUCAUCAUUCAACGCCUUCCUUCCGCGUUACUUGCAAGAAAAGGGUGUUGGCGCAGGCAAGACCAUUGAUGAGACGUAUCUGGAGUAUGUCAUCAUUUCGGUUUGUGGAUUGCCGGGUUCGUUCCUUGCACUUGUGAUGGUCGAGAUUCCUUAUGUUGGCAGGAAAGGUACCAUGGCUAUAGGCGCUGCUGUUGGAGCAGCAAGUCUCGCCCUGUUUGCCAAGCUUAAGUCUAGUGGUGGUCAGCUCGCAGCAGCGUGCAUACAGUCAUUCAUUCAGAAUGGUCUAUUCUAUGCCGUUCUCUACGCCUACUCACCGGAAGUCUUCCCGACCGCCGUUCGCGGCACAGCCGUGGGUCUUGCGAGUAUGCUUGCCCGUGUCUUUGCUGUUUGGGUACCUGUUUCAACAGGUGCUUUACUCGAAGUCUCCACGGACCUACCGCUCAUUAUUGCGGCUGUCUUCUUUGGACUUCUUGUGCCACUCAGUUUGGCAUUGCCUAUAGAGACGAAGGGCAGACAAGCCCUUUAG
Molecule: messenger RNA, 1380 nt
Organism: Protomyces lactucae-debilis
Lineage: Eukaryota; Fungi; Ascomycota; Taphrinomycetes; Taphrinales; Protomycetaceae
Product: major facilitator superfamily domain-containing protein
Exons: 1
Coding region: 1-1380 (459 amino acids)
Biological process (GO): transmembrane transport
Molecular function (GO): transmembrane transporter activity
Source: RefSeq, a predicted model, not a curated record